This is a messenger RNA of Trichogramma pretiosum, 1367 nucleotides long. RefSeq lists its product as uncharacterized. NCBI's taxonomy places the organism in Eukaryota, Metazoa, Arthropoda, Insecta, Hymenoptera, Trichogrammatidae. The record is from RefSeq and is a predicted model, not a curated record. Bases 7 to 1266 code for a protein of 419 amino acids. The transcript is spliced from 3 exons.
ACUGCCAUGAGUUUGAAAAAACAUUACAAGGAAUACCAAAAUUCCACCUACAAUCCACGAAAAGUAAGCCGAUGGACUCGUAGAAGGUGGUUAAAUAUCGUACUCAAGCUUAACGAGUCAAUCAAAUUGGCAACUUCUUUAAAACAAAAAACUCCUGAAGUAGUAUCUAAUACACGAAUUAGAAAUGAUGAUCAGAUGGAUUACUUUGACAAUCAAAAAAUAAUUGAAAGUAAUGAUCAAACUGACAAUUUAGAUUGUCAGAGAAGCAAUAAUGAUCAGUUUUAUCAAACUAAUGGAACUAUGAACUCGGAAGAUCGUACAGAAAAUGAAAUUUUAGAAGAAGAAAGAAAUAACGGUAGAAUAAUUUUUGAAUCUGAUAACGAUGAUGAUGAUUCCGAUGAUGAUGAUUCCGAUGAUGAUGCUUCCGGUGAUGAUGUAGAACGUUUUGGAGAUUCCAAUAGUUUUCUUCGUGACGAUCGAAUUAUGUUUUCAUCGUCUAAGUGUACUGUAGCAGAUGUCGUAUUGAUGUUAAAUGCAAUCAUAAUAAAAUUCAAUCCUACGAGAAAAUUUCAAGAAUCUUUGAUUGAUUUUGUUAGAACUCUUGCUGGAAAGGAAUUUGACAGUUGGAAAUAUAAUGCAUACCGGGCCAAUAAACAAUUUGCCCCUUCUCCAAAUACUAUCAAAAAGAACUUUUUCUGCCCAGACUGCAACAAAAUUGUGUUAAGUAUUGAUAAUACCAAAGUUGCCAAAGCCGUUGUAAACUGCACUCACUGCCUCGAAGAUAUUGUUAUUACCCCGUCUUCAAAAGAUUAUUUUCUCACUCUUAGUAUGAAAUAUCAAUUAGAAUUACUACUGAACAGACCUGAUAUUCAGCAGUCCAUGAAGAGUUUCGUAGAAAAGAGAAAUAAUGCUUGUAUUGUUGAAAAUAACACUAUUACUGAUGUUCAAGAUUCUGCUAGUUAUAUAGAGUUGCAAAACAAAUAUCCAGGUGCUCUAACAUUUAAUUUUAACACUGAUGGAGCACAGCUCUUUGAGAGUGCGAAAAGAAGUUUGUGGCCUUUACAGAUUUAUAUAAACGAAUUACCGCCAGACAUGAGGUUUAAAUAUAUUCUUCUCGCUGCUUUAAUAGAAACGGAAAAGGAACCUACGGCUGACAGACUGGGCAUGUACAUGGAAACCAUGAUCCAAGAGUGUGAACAAUUGCGAUUAACAGCUGGUGUUACCAUCCUGGUAAAUACAUUGAAGGCUCCAUGCGAUAUAUUUUGAUGGAAAACGAGAUUUCAGAUAGGUCACAUUCAGAACACUUGAAGGAUCUCAAAGCAGUCGAAAAAUUGAAAAAACCAAUUAGAGGAACAAAAGGAAUUUCA